Messenger RNA from Schistocerca serialis cubense, 1356 nucleotides. Its product is annotated as pickpocket protein 28-like. Bases 1 to 1356 code for a protein of 451 amino acids. The record is from RefSeq and is a predicted model, not a curated record. Gene Ontology annotation, molecular function: ligand-gated sodium channel activity. The transcript is spliced from 8 exons. Gene Ontology annotation, biological process: sodium ion transmembrane transport. Lineage: Eukaryota; Metazoa; Arthropoda; Insecta; Orthoptera; Acrididae. Gene Ontology annotation, cellular component: membrane.
AUGGACGCUUACGAGAAGCGGCCGACCGUCUACGCCCUGGGCGACAGCGACUCCGACCCCACCGGCGUCGUUCGCGAGCUCCUUCCACCUGUCUCCAGGACGCGCGGCGGCUGCCUGCUGAGGGUCUGGGACUACUUCAGGGAGUUCUGCGAAAGCACCAGCCUGCACGGCCUCAAGUACGUGGGGGAGCCGGGGAAACCGCACGCUCAAAGAGUAUGCUGGGUGCUGACCUUCCUGCUGAGCCUCUCCGUGUGCUGCGUCUUCAUCUGGCAGGCCAAGCACAAGUGGGACACGACGCCCGUCAUCGUCACCUUCGCCGAGUCCUCCUACCCGGUCAGCAAGCUGCCCUUCCCCGCCGUCACCAUAUGCGGCGAGGCCAAAAUCAACCACGUUCUCUUCUCCUACCAGCAGAUGUAUGAACGGAGGGACAACAUCACCGAAGAACAGAUGAAGCAGAUCCAGUAUGCCGCACUUGUCUGCGACGAGGACGUGGAAGUACAGGCUAACGAUACUACAGAUGACAGUGCUAUUGACUUCCUUCUUGAGGUAGGUCUGCUGCAAGUGAUCAAGGUGGCUCCUAGCCUCUGGGACACUGUACGUCGCUGCCGGUGGCAGUCCAAGGACAUCUCGUGUGGCGAGCUUUUCGACACGAUCAUCACAGACGAGGGCGUCUGCUACACGUUCAACGGCAUCGAGUACGAGGACUUCUUCACCGAGAAUGCGUACAGGAACUCGAGCGCCCGCAGGUCCCGCAGCCGCGCCGUCAGCCGCUGGUCGGUGGACGACGGAUACGUCACCGACGAGGGCAGCGACGAGGCCGGCGACGACGAGGCGGUGUACCCCAGGCGCACCAGCGCCGCGGGCGCCAUGGCCGGGCUCGACUUCAUCCUCACCACCGACGAGCAAGACGUCGACGCCUCCUGCCGCUGGCCCGUCCAGGGCUUCAAGAUGCUGCUGCACAACCCAGUGGCGUUCCCCGACAUGAGCUCGCAGUUCUUCCGCGUGCCCGUGGAUCGUGACCUGGUGGUCACCGUGCGGCCGGCCGUCAUGAUGACCUCGGAGAGCCUGGUGGACUACCCGCCGGAGCGGCGGCGCUGCUACUUCACGAGGGAGCGCAGCCUCUACUUCUUCCGCUACUACAGCGAGGAGAACUGCCGGGCGGAGUGCCUGGUCAACUACACGGUCCGUGAGUGCGGCUGCUCCGCCUACUACAUGCCCAGAGAGAAGGAGGUGCCGAUCUGCGGAGGUUCAAAAAUGCCCUGCGUAAAGGAAGCGCAAAGUAAGCCUGCAGAAAGCCCGUUUACAUUGCUUGAACCUCACGUGCUCCUGAGCUGUAACGUUCUCUCCGAAAGAUAA